AUGCCAUGGAGCCGACUUGCACAGCCCCUGGCAUCCUCUGCCCGACAGGGCCUGUCCAGACCCCUCAAGUAUAGCGGAAGAUAUGUGCCGUAUGGGUUGAAGCGGUUCAACUCUUCCAGCCCGCAGAACACGGGCCAAUACACACCUGAUCCGACUGACCAAAAUGACGGGGACGAUGACAAGGGCAAAGGUCGCAAGAAUGACUCUGACCCCAAUUUGAAGUCCACAAUUCUGAAAAUGCUUGAGACGGCAGCUACAACCGCAGCGUCAAUUGCAAUUCUGGGAGCGGCGGGUUAUUCAUACCACCAAUACUACAAGUACUUGAUCCUGGAUAAAAUGGACAAUGCAUUUAAACCAGGUGAUCCAGCCCUUGAGGUUGCCGGAGUUGUGUCCGGAAAGCACCAGUACCGCCAUGAGGAACACUGGGUUGUCAGAGACGAGCAGCCUCACAUUGAUGACAUUGUAUCCGGGAAAACUAGUGGCCAUUACUAUCUGAUAAUCGGCGAAAAGGGCACUGGAAAGACCUCCAUGCUCCUUGAGGCCAUGCGCAAGAUCAACGGCAACGCCUGCGCAAUGUUUGAGGCUCACGCCGAUUUGGAAAUCUUCCGGAUUCGACUGGGCAAGGCUUUGGAUUACGAAUUUCACGAAGACUAUAUUGGCAGUUUGUUCAGCAUCCGUGGCCCACGGGAUACUACGGCACUCCUAGAUAUCGAGCGAGCUUUCAACAAACUGGAGAAGGUCGCGUUAGCAAGAAGACGACAAGGCUCGCAGCCAUUGAUCCUCAUCAUCAAUAGCACUCAUCUGGUUCGGGAUGAUCAUGAUGGGCAGGACUUGCUUGAGAUGAUCCAACAGCGCGCAGAGCAAUGGGCCGCGAGUGGCCUAGUCACAACUAUCCUUAACAGUGAUGAUUACUGGGUCUAUGAGCGGCUGAAGCGCUACGCGACUCGUAUGGAGGUUGUUCCGGUGACCGAUUUACCCAAGGAUAAGGCGAUGGCUGCGUUGAAGAGAUACCGCAAGCAGUUCUGUCACGAAGACCUGCCAAGUUCAGUGCUCGAGCAGGUUUACGACAGAGUAGGCGGUCGGCUUUCCUUUUUGAACAGAGUUGCCAAGUCUCCAGACGUGAUGAAGACCUGUCAAGAGAUCUGCCGCGCCGAGAAAGUCUGGCUCCUCAACAAGUGCUGGAUUCUCGGUAAGGAGAUGGAUGACGAUGUGAUGGAUGAACAGAAGUACUCGUCUGCGGCCAUGGUCCUCGCCAAAGCCUUGGUUGACCUUGAAAACAAAAUGGAACAGAUCUACGACCCUGAAAAAGGUCACAUUCUCCCAGAGAUUCCUCUUCAUGAAGCCCGUGAAAUCAUGACCCGGGCCGAUUUUAUCCAGUCUUAUGAUCACGAGAAUAUUUUCACCAUUGAUUCACGUGCUAUGGUGCGCGCGGAUUCUGUGCCCAUGCAGCGUGCAUUCCGCGAGAUCUGCGCAAUCGAUGGAUUCGACAAGCACUUGGAUGGAACUCUGGAGCGCAUUGGUGACAUUGAGAGUCUCGGCCGCACGCGUGAGCUGACUAUCAAGGACCUAUGGGACCAAGGUAAAUAUCGGAUCGUGGUUAAGGACCCUAAGGGACGGGAGAGCGGGACCGUAGAAUUCGCUGUGGCCGAGCGUGAAGCUGGAGAUGAGGAGGAGGAUUGA
Molecule: messenger RNA, 1680 nt
Organism: Penicillium macrosclerotiorum
Lineage: Eukaryota; Fungi; Ascomycota; Eurotiomycetes; Eurotiales; Aspergillaceae
Product: ATP-binding protein
Exons: 5
Coding region: 1-1680 (559 amino acids)
Source: RefSeq, a predicted model, not a curated record